UUCAUGUUGGCAACACUGACUUCAAUCAUGGCGAUUGUUGGUCUUUCUUUUGAGAACGAUUAAUUUCUGCCGUAUUUUUUUAUUAUUCAAAACUUAAAACGUUUUUCAAGUGUAUUGUUUAAAUCAUUAAUUCUAUCAUUAUAAUUGUGUCAAUAUCAGUAAAUAGGAAUUCUUAACAGUAAAAAUGAGUUCUGCUACGUCAACUGCACUAUUUGCUUGUUCCCGUUGUUUUUCAAGGCAUCCUUUCGAGGAACUAUCCCCUGGAGAACAACUGUGUAAAGAAUGCCGUGGUUCGUUCCCGGUGGUGAAAUGCACGUACUGUCGAUCGGAGUUUCAACAAACAAGUAAAUCAAAUACAUCAUCAAUAUGUAAGAAAUGUGAAGCGAAUGUGAAGGCUUAUGGCAAACCUACUGCAUGUGAAUAUUGCAACAUCAUCGCUGCAUUUAUUGGCAACAAAUGUCAGCGGUGUGCAAAUUCAGAAAGAAAAUAUGGGUCCGCUGUAACAUGUGAGCAAUGUAAACAAAGAUGUGCUUUUGACAGACAUGAUGAUAGUAAAAAGGUUGAUGGCAAACUGCUAUGUUGGCUCUGCACUCAAUCAUUGAAGAGAGCUCUUGCUAGAACCAAACAGCAUCUUUCUUCAGUUGACAAACACAAGCACAGAUCUCACAAAUCCAAACACAAUCACAAAGAAAAGCGUAAAUCUGACUCAAUGAAAGGAAAUGGUAACGAUUUAUCCAUGGGUGAUGCCCCAUUGGAGAAAAAAUCUAAACUAAACCCACUUCAAGGUUUGUUCUCAGGGGAAUUAGAUCCUAACAGUUCAGACCAUGUAGUAGCUAUGACACAAUUGAAGGAAACUAUUGCAAGUUUACAGAAGAAAGUGCAGCAGAAAGAGAUGGAAUUACUCUCCAAAGAUAAAUUGAUAACAGAACUUAAGGCCCAACACCACAAUGAUACAACAGACCUCCGUAUCGAGAUGAAGAACAAAGAGCGUCUUAAUGAGACAAAGUUCGGCCUUAUGAACAGCAAAAUCCAGAAUUUGCUUAAGGAGGUGGCAACACUGAGCAAGUCUGCUAAAAGAAAUAAUAAAAAUAUUAAAUCUCUGACAAACGAUAACAGUGGAAGUGGUACAGACAGCCCAAGCACCAAUUAGGACAAUUUAGGCACCGUACACACAAUCGGGUGAACUAUAUUUUUUUUCUGGGAAACUCAGUUUAACUGUUUAAAAAAAUUAGUUGACUGGCUCAAACUGUAAGAAACCUUAUUAUAAAGAAAUCACGUGUUUAUUGACAUUGACAUAUAGCUAAUAUAUUCUAAUUAAAUUUUAGUUCAAUGUAGUCUAAAACUGGUCGACCUAACUUUAUCAUGUUUUAUGCCCGGGCUCUAUUUUUAAAGCCACUGUCGCAAUAAGCAUUUUCAUGUAUGUCUAACUUCAUAGGAAAUGAUUUCACCGUUCGCACUAACAAUAAAUCUUAUAGCUUAAGAGUAUAGUAACAAA
Messenger RNA from Pieris napi, 1495 nucleotides. Its product is annotated as protein FAM76A. The coding region runs from base 185 to 1150 and encodes 321 amino acids. The record is from RefSeq and is a predicted model, not a curated record. The transcript has 8 exons. NCBI's taxonomy places the organism in Eukaryota, Metazoa, Arthropoda, Insecta, Lepidoptera, Pieridae.